Messenger RNA from Triticum turgidum subsp. durum (durum wheat), 1395 nucleotides. NCBI's taxonomy places the organism in Eukaryota, Viridiplantae, Streptophyta, Magnoliopsida, Poales, Poaceae. The record is from the annotation of a GenBank genome assembly.
AUGGCGCCGCCGUCCAGGGACGUGGGCUACUGGGUCAACUUCUUCCGGGGAGGCGGCGAGACCAUCCUCGACGCCAUCGAGGGGGCCAUCGACGUCGCCGCGUCCGAGCAGCCCGCAGCCCUCCGCGCCCGGCGCGACGCCAUAGCCGAGCGCCUCUACACGGCGCUCCUCCUCGCGUCCUCCGGCGCGCCCACGGCGGCGGCCGCCGCGGCGGCAGCGGCGCGUCCUCAGGCAGGGGCGCCCGCCGCUGUGCCGCAGGCGCAGGCGCAGCAGCAGGAGCAGCUCCUCCCCGAGGGCGCCGCCAGCGUCCCCAGCCUCUGCAGCUCCGACCGCGCCGAGGCCAUUACCGACGACGGAGCGCCCCGCCACGACGACGACUCCGUCGCCGCCGAGGCCGAGAAAAUCAAGGCCGUCCUCGUCAACUACCAGGAAAAGUCGGAGGCGGCGUUGCUCGAUCUGCUCCGGCGGCUGCAGCAGCUGGAGUUCACGGUGCACACCUUGAAGGUCACUGCGAUUGGGAAGACCGUGGGCACCCUCCGGAAGCACAACUCCAAGCAGAUUCGGCACCUCGUACGGUUGCUCAUCGGGGGUUGGAAGAGUAUAGUUGACGAAUGGAUGAGCAAUGGAGGCAGCGGAGAUGCCAUUGUUGAUCACACCCCUCAGUCCAUGCAUCCGUCUAGUCUGGAGCAGGAAGACCGAGGAAUGUCAUCUCCUUCCGUGGACGAGGGGGCACUCUUCGCCACACCGAGUACUUCCAUCCGACUCUCGGAGGAUAACCAGGGCUCUAGGAUGUUUGAUGGAAUGGAUGAUGCUGGAAAUACAAGGAACAGUGUACAGCGGCAUCCGGGGAGCCAAGAACCAAUUAGAAGGCCGCCGCAGCCAGUGGCCCAGCAGUAUGACCCUGACCAGAGCUGGAGGCAAGAACAAUCUGCAGCAAGGCAAUCACGGCCGCAAGAACUGGCCAAUGGGCAAACGAGAGAGCAAUUCAUUGCGGCCAUGCUGGCGAAGCCCCCAAAUGCUGAGUCGGGUCGUGGGAGACCUCAAGUGAGGCCUAAGCAGCAGCAAGGUGCCUCGCCCGCUCAAGGGAGACCGCAACCGGUGCCAUCUGAUAAACCGGCGGGCAACCCUGAUGCGAACUCGCUUCGAGCAAAGCUAGAUCUCGCCAAGAAUGCAAAGUUGGAACUGGCAACUAACUCCAAGCUAGAGAUGACAAAGCGAAAGCUUCAGGAAGGGUACCAAGAAUUCGAUAAUGCAAAGAAGCAGAGGACUGUACAGAUGGUGGAUCCGCAAGAUAUAAAGAAGCAAGGGAACCGGGCCUGGCAGCCGAACGCCAAGCCGAGGAACAACAACAGCAGCAGCAACACCAACAACAACCGGAAUUGGUCGUCGAAAUGA